This is a messenger RNA of Oncorhynchus tshawytscha (Chinook salmon), 3634 nucleotides long. RefSeq names its product sorting nexin 29 (gene snx29). NCBI's taxonomy places the organism in Eukaryota, Metazoa, Chordata, Actinopteri, Salmoniformes, Salmonidae. Gene Ontology annotation, molecular function: phosphatidylinositol binding. The record is from RefSeq and is a predicted model, not a curated record.
CUGCCUCCCAGGGUUCGGUUCGUACAGAAUAGCAAUAGAAUUCUGGAUUUCCACCAUGUCGAACCGAAGAGCUAUGAACUAGUUUACUUGUGGUGUGUCAACAACAACACUAACGACUCGGACUGACAGCAUGAACGGCCCUCAGCAGAAUGACGCAAAGAGACAACACCUGCUAGAGAGGCUGCUGGACGCUGUCAAACAGUGCCAAAUCCGCUUUGGAGGAAGAAAGGAGAUCGCCUCAGAUUUAGACAGCAGGGUGAUCUGUUUGUGUGCCCAGUUUGAGGCAGUCCUCCAGCAUGGCCUGAGGAAGAGUAAAGGACUGGCUCUCACUGCUGCUGCCAUCAAGCAGGCUGCAGGGUUCACCAGCAAGACUGAAGCAGAGCUGACGUUCUGGCUCUAUGUGAAGGAGCAUUUGAACCGCCAUGAGCUGCAGCGGUUCUACUCCCUGAGACACAUCUCCUCUGAGCUGGGCCGUGGCCGCGCCUGGCUCCGCUGUGCCCUCAACGAACACUCACUAGAACGCUACCUACACAUGCUGCUCACAGACGGCAUACGCCUCGGUACUUUCUAUGAAGACUGGGCGUUUAUUCUGGAUGAGGAGCGAGCCAGCAUGCUGCCCACCAUGGCUGCAGGACUAAACUCCAUCCUGUUUGCCAUCAACAUCGACAACACAGACCUGAACGGUGUGCCUCGUGCGGGCGGCUCCUCCUCCUCCGUGAGCCACCUCCUGAAGGAGUCCACCCAGGGCAUAGGGAGCCUAUGGAAGGAGUCCACCCAGGGGGUGAGCACUCUGCUCAGGGAGAUCAGCACCGUCACCGCUGUGGUGCCAGGCUUCACCCCUACCCACUGCCCCGACGGAUCAUCAGACCCACUGCCUGUCCUGCCACGCAGCGCCUCCGCAGACUCUGGCCUGAGGAAGGAGCGACGGAGGAAAAAGAAAAUCACCAACAUCAUCUCCUUCGACGACCUGGAUGGGGGAGCGGAGGAUGAGGAAGAGGUUUGGGGGGGGACUGUCACCCUCAGGAAGAGCACCACUGCUCCUCAGGUCAGUCUGGAGGAGGGUAUUUACCCACUGGAGUCCUCCUUCUCCCUCUCGCCUCUCCAGAACGGGCUGCCCGAUCCUGGGAUAGUCAGCUGGGCUGGGUCUCCUCCUUUCUCCAGAGCUCUGCCUGACACCAAGAUUAUUGAUAAUGAUGAUGAGGAGGAAGAGGUAUACAAGAGUAGGCCACAGCCACAGAGCCCCUUUCAUAACACGGCCAACGCUGACCAAGUGUCAACGUGGGGCGCCCUGCAGGCCAUAACUGAUAAUGACAGUUCAGACAUCCUCAUUCCUGUGUCCUCCAGCCACUCCUACGCUCAGCCAGUCGGCUCAGUGAAAGAUACGGUUGCAUUUCCUGUACAGACAGAUUCCACAGUGGCUGAAAUGCAUGGCGAGCUGAUAGAGUUCAAUGAGCGUCUGUACCGUUCUCUGAUGGCCAAGGACCACCUCAUCAACCAAAUGAAACAGGAACUCAUUGAUCUCAGAGGACCAGUUCCUGGUGACCUGAGCCAGACUUCUGACGACCCCAGCCUAUCAGAUUUUGAGACGGCUCACCGUGCUCUCAUCAAUGUCUGGAUUCCCUCUGUGUUUCUGCAAGGACGUGCUUCUAACGCCUACCAUGUGUACCAGGUGUACAUCCGUAUCCUAGACAACGAGUGGAAUGUCUACAGACGCUACACGGAAUUCCGGACGCUCCACAACCACUUACGCUCACAAUUCCCGCAAGUCGGCACCUUCAACUUCCCACCCAAGAAAGCCAUAGGGAACAAGGAUGCCAAGUUUGUAGAGGAGCGUAGGAAACAGCUCCAGUCGUACCUGAGGAUGGUGUUGAACAAGCUGAUCCAGACCCUGCCAGAGUUCUCUGCUAAACCCACCAAGGAGACCCUGCUGCAGCUGCUGCCCUUCUGCCAGGACACACCAGUGGCCAGCGAGGGGAGCAGUAAGACAGCCCGGUCCAAAGCCUCGUCACGCUUCCCCAGACUGGGUUGCAACCGCAACCAGGAGGGCCGCAACCCAGAGCCCCAGAGCGGCGACCUCUAACCUCUACCCUCUACACUCUGACCUUUUACCUUUUCUUUGAUUUGCUGAUACUGAGGGGUACUUCCUGCUCCUGGACUAACUCAGAGCCUGAGAGAGAGACGGACAGUGGAGGUUAUGGAGGGGAGAGGCAACAGCAGGGCCUUUUAUCCUCUAUUUCGGAGAACCCCAGAGGCUAACUAUGCCUGCUCUCCUGAACGGAGGAUUCACUCAAAGACCACACAUGGACUAACUGGGCCUCGGACAAGCAUUAAAACAAGAUGGGAGGACUGUUCCCUGAUUUUACUCAGUUUUGUAGUGAAACUGUAUCAUGGUCAUGGUACCUACAGUGUUUUCUAGCUUUUUUUGCAUUGAGGUGUGGGGACAGAGACAAGUGUUCUUCAAACAAAACUAACAGGUGUUUUCUUGGUCAAUGUCAGCAUUUCGGUGCCAUUUUUUUAUUUUGACAUCAUCCUUUUACCUAACAUUAACCAAGGCAAUGAGCAUUCAUCUUUUAUAUUUAUUUUGCCAAUCUGUUACUAUACGAUAAUGUGCACAAUUGCAUAUUCCCUCACACAAUUUAAGGACUUUUAAUACAAAUAUUACUGCUGGACUGAUUAUCCAGACGUCCCAAUGAUUGUGGACUGAAUGUGACUUAGCAGGAGACUUAACAGUAAAUAGAUCAUAGAUGAAUGUCUUACAGUUGGGUAACACUUGAAGAGAAGCCGCUUGAUCAAGUGCAUAAAAAGUCAUUUACAGAUGCAGUUUGUACACUGCUUUAACUUGUAUGAAAUAGAAAUCCUAAAUACAUACAUAUUACUCAAGUAUAGAUAUUACUUCGGGGGAAAAAAUAAGAGAUUGCAUGUGGUGGAAGUUGUUCUUGUGACCGCCCCCCUGUCAGCUGUCCAAUCAGAACUGUUAAAAUGAGAUUUAAACAGGAAGAUGCAGAUGAUAAUGCACUGGGGAAGACUGUAAAUCAGUAUGCACACAUCAAUAAUAGGAGCAAAUGAUGAAAUGAUUACCAAUCUUAUUUUGAAGCACAAAUAUAAAAUAUUAAUGAUAAACAACAAAUGUAUUUUUUGUUCAUUCACCCAGACAAACAGCACUGCUGUUACAUAUUGUUUGUUAAACUUGAAAUGGAGAAACAGGACCCUGGUUCUAUUCAUAACAAAGCACUUCAAUUGAUCUAGCUGUUCUUUCUACUCAGACAUUAAAUGAUGUUGUCGUUGCCACUUCUAUAGGACCGCUACUAAGGUUAAUUUCCUGUUUGUGUCUCAUGGCUAGGACCAGGAGUUUUUCCCCAGAUCAUGUGACCUGACCAGGAGAAACUCUGGACCCUAGUUGUAGGCUGUAACUAGAGCCUAGAGUGUUUCCUGGUCAUUUCACGACUAGAGCCCAAAGUGUUGCCCUAUCAGGUCACAUGGUCAGGAGAAAGAAAAACUCCUGGCCCUCCACAACGCUCCUGUCUUUGGAGGGCUUCUCUUGUACCUUCUGUCCUACCUUUUAGCCUAACAAUCUGCCUUAAAAGACAGUGGCACAGAGAGACUAAUGAAUAAAGGGGUUCAUACUGUACAUACA